Molecule: messenger RNA, 1931 nt
Organism: Effrenium voratum
Lineage: Eukaryota; Dinophyceae; Suessiales; Symbiodiniaceae
Source: the annotation of a GenBank genome assembly
AGACACAAACGCAAACUGCCCGAACUCGCGGAGCGAAGAGGGAGGGGCCCUCCGUGAGCCUUCAGGAUGUUGGGCUCCCUUGCCGCAGGCUUUGUUGGGACUGCGGCUGGGUUUGGUGGGUCAGAUGGCGUGGAUGAGGGUCAAAUGGCGCGGAUGCUGCGGCUAGGAAGUACUGCUGCAGCGGCGGCGCUGGCGGUGCAAAUUUGCAUCUUCGAGCGCGCCGGCAAAGGAUCCAAAGAGCUCGAAAAGAACACGGACAAAGACUUGAUCUUCAGAGAGGAGGAGGGCAAGACGUUGCUGGUGCCUCUCCGCCCGAAGAGCUCGAAGGAGCUCAAAAAGUAUACGGUGGAGGAGGUAGCAAAGCACAACACCCGCGAGAGCAUUUGGAUCAUUGUGGAUGACCUCGUUUACGACCUCACUAGGUACAUUGACAAGCAUCCGGGCGGCCCGCUGAUGAUUGAGAACAUGGCUGGUAAGGAUUGCACCGACGUGUUCGCCAAUUACCACUCUGCAAGGGUCUACAAGCAGAUGCUGCCACCCAUGCUGAUCGGCCAGGCAACCAACGUGACAGUGCCGCCGCAUGUACAGGACUUCCGGGCCAUCCGGCAAGAGCUUCUGCGGCGCGGCCUUUUUGAGACGGACAUGCGCUUCUACGCCAAGAUGGCCGCGUGGCUCGUCUCCCUCUUCUUUCUGGCGCUGUAUCUCUCUGUAGGAUGCACGUCCACUUCUUCGCACAUGGCCGGCGCUGCGGUCAUGGGCCUCUUCUGGCAGCAGCUGGCGGGCAUCGGGCACGACAUGGGGCACAGCGGUAUCACCCACCACUUCCACUUUGACCACGCUUUCUGCUCCUCCUUGGUGGGCUUCAUGGGGAUCUCCGUGUGCUGGUGGAAGCGGAACCACAACACCCACCACAUUGUUUGCAACUCUAUCGAGCACGACCCAGACAUCCAGCACUUGCCGGCGCUCGCGGUGUCGCCGGAGAUCAUCAAGAAACCGUUCUUUAGCACCUACUACAAGGAGAUCAAGGCCUUGGACGCCGUCGCGAGGUUCAUGGUGAGCUACGAGCACAUCCUGUUCUACCCGAUCAUGAUGGUGGCUCGCUUCAACCUCUACGCGCAGUCCCUCAUUCAACUUUUUGCGAAGGAGCCGCUGCACUACAGGAAGCUGGAGCUGUGCAGCUUCGCCAUCUACUUCACCUGGGUGACGGCUCUGGUCCUUUCUUUGCCCACGUGGAAGGAGACGUUCGGGUGGCUGCUGGUGAGCCAUGCAGUGUCUGGGCUUCUUCACGUGCAGAUUUGCUGCUCCCAUUUCUCCAUGGACUUGUACCACGGCCACGCGUACAACGAUGCCAGUGACGAAUGGUACAUUACCCAGCUAAAGACGACCAUGAACUUCGACACACCACCGAUGUUUGAUUGGGUCCACAUCGGCCUCCAGUUCCAAAUCGAGCACCACCUUUUCCCUCGGCUCCCUCGGCACAACCUGCGUGAAGCGAGGCGCCUGGUGCGAGAGGUGUGCGCGAAGCAUCAGAUUCACUACCACGAGCCAGGCUUCUUCCAGGCCAAUUGGGAGACUCUGAAGUGCCUUUGGAACACCGCCAAGGCUGCCCGGCUUACCAAGAAGGGCGACAGCGGCUUCUACGAGAGCAUCCUUUGGGACGGGCUCACGCUGAACGGCUGAAUUCAAGGCGCUCUCGUGACUUUCCUGGUCCGGAAGGGGGUUUCGGGGGUGGUGCCAGGGUUUGGGAGCUGGACUGGACAACUUGCUUGAUGACUUUGAUUUCGGACGCUUCCGGCGAACAGGGAAGCUUCGAGACUGGGAAGGCGCCAUCCCCCCGGCCCGUGUUGCUCUUAGGGGAAGUUCAAGAGACAAUGGGCCAUUUUCAGCCGCUUAGUACAGAUCCAUGUUGAUGCUUUGGCGCGGCUCCUUUG